UAACUAACCUCACAUUUGCAAUCCGACUACGACACAAACAACGUGGUGUGUUGCGGUGAAAAUUUAUUUAAUUUAAUCAGUAAUAUUUGAGUAAAGAUGAAAUACAUCUUGGUGACAGGUGGUGUUAUCAGUGGUGUAGGUAAAGGAAUUAUAUCGAGUUCCUUUGGAACGAUCUUGAAAAGCUCUGGGCUUGAAGUAACAUCCAUAAAGAUUGAUCCUUACUUGAACGUAGAUGCUGGUACAUUUUCCCCUUAUGAACACGGUGAAGUUUAUGUCUUGGACGAUGGAGGCGAAGUUGAUUUAGAUCUUGGAAAUUACGAAAGGUUCCUAGAUAUAACUUUGCAUCGAGAUAAUAACAUAACAACAGGUAAAAUAUACAAAAAUGUCGUUGACGCUGAAAGGAAAGGAAAUUACUUGGGUAAAACUGUCCAAGUUGUCCCUCAUAUCACAGAUGCUAUACAAGAAUGGGUAGAACGAGUAUCUCAAAUACCUGUUUCACUGAAUGGAAAAACCCCAGACGUUUGUAUCAUUGAGCUUGGAGGAACAAUUGGAGACAUAGAGAGUAUGGCAUUUGUUGAGGCUUUCAGGCAGUUCCAGUUCAGAGUUAAAAGAGAUAACAUUUGUGUCGCUCAUGUAAGUUUGGUUCCUCAACCAAGGAGUACAGGAGAACACAAAACGAAACCUACCCAAUCAUCUGUAAGAGAAUUGAGAGGUUUGGGGCUAAGCCCCGAUAUUAUAGUAUGCCGAUCAGAGAAACCUUUUGGGGAUAGUGUGAAAGAAAAAAUAUCAAACUUCUGCCAUGUAAAUCCAGAACAAAUUAUAAGUAUUCCCGAUUUGUCCUCCAUAUAUGAAGUUCCUGUUCUGAUGGAAAACUAUGGAAUGAUUGAAUAUCUAAAUGAAAGGUUAAGUCUUGGCAUUGGUUCACUUGCACAAAGCAAACAAAACAUGAAGAAAUGGAGGAAUUUGGUAGAGCGUAUCAAACACUUGAAAUAUGAGGUUAAUAUUGUUAUUGUGGGAAAAUAUACUCAGUUGGAAGAUGCUUAUGCAUCACUUGUAAAGGCCAUACAACAUGCCAGUAAUCAUUUGGGAUAUAAGGCAUGCAUUCAGUUCAUUGAAGCUUCAGAUUUAGAAAAGGACACCUUAUUGACGAAUCCAGUUGCUUAUCAUGAUGCUUGGAGGAAUUUAUGCAAAGCUGAGUGUGUAGUGGUUCCAGGAGGCUUCGGAAAAAGGGGUGUAGAAGGAAAAAUAGAAGCGUGUAAAUGGUGCAGAGAAAACAAGAAACCUUUCCUCGGUAUAUGUCUUGGUUUCCAAACUGCCGUUAUUGAGUUUGCCAGGAACGUUGGAAAGCUCGAAGGAGCCCAUUCCACUGAAUGUUGUGAAUCUACACCCCAUCCAAUCAUUAUCGAUAUGCCAGAACAUAACCCUGGAGAAAUGGGUGGAACAAUGAGACUGGGAAAACGAACGACCGUGUUUAGAUCAGAGUUUGAUUCUAAAUUGAGGCAUUUGUAUAAAUCUGAAGAAAAGAUUGAGGAACGUCAUCGUCAUCGAUAUGAAGUGAACCCUGAAUAUGUGGAAAGACUGGAAAAACUUGGACUUCAUUUCGUAGGUGUGGACACUGAUCAAAAACGUAUGGAGAUCUUAGAACUUCAAGACCAUCCUUAUUACGUCGCUGUACAGUUUCACCCUGAGUAUCUUUCAAGGCCAUUGGCCCCAUCGCCACCUUUUGUCGGACUCAUUUUAGCCGCUAAGGAAAAAUUGAGUUGUUACAUUGAUAAAGGUCUGAAACUGUCGCCACAAGCUCAAUCUGAUUAUUAUGACUCAGAUGACGAUUUAGAAAAUUUGGCAGCCAAACUAACCGUUAAUGAAUCUGACAGCAGUAGCGCUUACAGCAGCUCUAGUAUUCCUUGAAAAUUCUCAAAGCGGUCUGAAAAAAAAUAAUUGAAUGUGAUAAAGUGUUGCAAAUUUGAAAGAAAUGUGAAUUUUGGGCUCGAAUUAUUCAUUCAUUCCUGUAUUUUAGAUUAAUUAAGAUCAAAAAUGUACCUGUUUGUGACGCUAUCGUUAAAGAUAUUAAUUUUGGAGAAUUAUCGGGAGCCGUUCUCUCGUUCCCGCUUUAAUCUGUUAUAGAUUUCAUUGAUUAUCUGGAUAUUUUAAGUGGAAUAUCUGAAAAUAAAUUUUCACCGACUUA
Coccinella septempunctata (seven-spotted ladybird) is the source of this 2185-nucleotide messenger RNA. RefSeq names its product CTP synthase. Gene Ontology annotation, biological process: pyrimidine nucleobase biosynthetic process; CTP biosynthetic process. NCBI's taxonomy places the organism in Eukaryota, Metazoa, Arthropoda, Insecta, Coleoptera, Coccinellidae. The transcript has 2 exons. Gene Ontology annotation, molecular function: CTP synthase activity; identical protein binding. The record is from RefSeq and is a predicted model, not a curated record. The coding region runs from base 97 to 1908 and encodes 603 amino acids. Gene Ontology annotation, cellular component: cytoplasm; cytoophidium.